UUGAAUUGAUGUUGAAAAACAGUGAUGUUAAAGGAGUUGAGCUAUUAAGCAAUGAUGAACAAACCCGCAAUUUAAUGUACGCAGAUGACAUGUGCUUAUUUUCAGAUAAUAUUGUAGACAUGCAAAGGAAGAUCAAUUGUUUGGAGAAGUAUUGUAACCAGUGGGGACUGUCUGUAAAUUUGGAAAAGACAAAGAUGAUUGUUUUUAGAAAUGGAGAAAGAGAGAGAGAGAGAGAGAGAGAGAGAGAGAGAGAGAGAAGAGGGUCCAUUUGUUGUAAAGUCCUUGAUGUACCGCCGAACUUGCUACGAGUGACGUCAUCGCUAAGGUGACCCCAAGGAAAGAUUUAUAAGUCAGGUUACCACUGUUGAAUAUCCUAUUGUGUUUAGAUAGAGCGUGUGGACUUGGACAAAAUAAAUUGUGCGGCACUGCACGACCGCGUUCUAUGGACGAACCACGCCUGAUAUCCAUUUUUUCCUAGGCUUGCCAAUUUCUCUGUUUUUAAUCGGAUUUCUGGUUGUACGCUCUCACUGCUAUAGUACUGUCUUGUGGUAGUCGUGACACAUCCCAAACCGCCUAUCUCGUUGUUUGUCGAUGUAUUGCAACCAGGUGAUUCCUCCAACUUGUUCGUCAUUCGGGGCAGAGAAAUCAUCGACGUUUUAAACCAAAAAAAAUUGUAAUCGACUGAUGUUUCAAUUUACUUCACAAUUCGAAUUUCUCUUUGCAGAUCUCUUCAGUUUGGACAGCGUGAACUCAGCCAAGAAUUACAGCAUGCCCUUCAGGCUUCCGUGUAGGCCCCUUGGCACCUCAAACCAGACUAUCGCAGUCUUCUGUUUCCUGGGGAGCGUAAUUACGUUCAUCAUGCUGGGAACGACUUUCCAAAACAGCAACACCAUCGUUCAGAAACUGAUGCUUCGCUUAAACACACUGUCCAACCAGUCCUUAGGAACAGCAUCGGCCUACAAAAUAACAGAACUGGUUCCUAAAAACCAGCUCUCCAUCAACACCAUGAACCUCUUAACCGAUUCUCUCAGUAUCAAACUCAAAGACGCUGAAACCACAAAGAACCACCCGGUGUCUUUCAAGAGCUGCAACGAGCUAAAAAUAGCCAACUACAACGACACUUGCAAGCCAGACAGUAAAAAAUGCCUGCAGACUGCACUUCCUGUGUCAUUGACGGACCGAAUAAAAAGUCUGAGUGUUCUAGACCACAUGCCGGUGCCCGAAAACUACAGAGACAUAAUGCAACAGAUGCGAGAUAAAGUGAAUGGCAACCAUGACGUCAUCAUUAUCAGUGGAAUUUCAUCCAAUCACUAUUUGGAAUCUCAGGCCAUGUUAAAAAACUUUCACGAGAAAGUGUUCCCUGUGCUUCCUAACUUUGUUAUGGUUGUGUAUGACCUGGGGCUCACAAAACAGGAACGGAAGCAGUUGGAGAACCAUUGUAG
Molecule: messenger RNA, 1442 nt
Organism: Aplysia californica (California sea hare)
Lineage: Eukaryota; Metazoa; Mollusca; Gastropoda; Aplysiida; Aplysiidae
Source: RefSeq, a predicted model, not a curated record